AUAUUUUAUGAGUGAUUAUUUCUAGUCGUUAUUUACUCAAUAAUUCUGAAAAAUAUUGUCUUUUGAUUUUUGUUUAUAUUGAUGGUUUCGAAUCAUUUAUCAUGGCAAGAUUAACAGAUAAUUUCAUAGAUAAUGAAUUAUUUCAAAAUAUUUUUGAACCGAUCGAUCAAGAAUUUGUUCAAAUUAUUGAAUGGAUUUACAGUCUAUUGAUCCACCAGGAAACAAGCAAAACAUUUCAAAGAGAAUUUCUAUUGAUGACUAAUGAUGCUACUACGUAUGCAUAUGGCGAACAUAUAUGUUCAUGGCUAUCGUUGAAACAUGAUAUAACUAGACCACAAAAGAUUUCCAUUCUUGAUGAUAUGAAAAUUGUUCAAGUUGAUUCUGGCUUGAAUUUUGUCACCUUUUUAACUGAGGAGGGUCAUGUGUAUGUGGCCAGUAAUGUUUCUAAUUGGCAGACGAACAAUACGUGUCGAUUGAUCUCCACCGGUAAUGAUCGAUUUAAAAUGAUCGCUUGUGGAUUCAAACAUUUAUUAUUAUUACGACAAGAUGGGGUACUUUUCACUAUGGGUAAUAAUACAUAUGGCCAAUUAACCGGUUCUUUUUUGUCCUCAUUUGAAUCUAUGGUCAAAAUUGAUUUAAAAAAUGUAAAACUCAUAAUUUGUGGAAGAAAUCAUAGUCUUGCAUUGACCGAUGAAGGAAAAGUUUAUUCAUGGGGAAAAAAUGAUUGUGGUCAACUAGGUCUUGGUGACAAAAACAACCGAAACAAUCCUUUUCCAAUUGUAUUUCCUCAUGAUUCGAUCUAUAGCCAAAUCAUUGAUAUUGCUGCAGGCCCAUCUCAUUCCUUAUUCUUAUUGAAAAAUGGUCAGCUUUUGUCUUGUGGUUAUAAUUAUGAUGAUCAACCGACUAUGAUUCCAAACAAUUAUCAACAACAAUUUACGAUAGCAAACAAUAAUGAACAACCUAUAAGAUUCAACUCAAUGCAAUUAUUGAGCACUAGAUUGCAAAAGAAAAAAAAACUUGAAUCAAAACUUGAUGAUAUACUUCCAUUAAAACCUAUAAAAAUACCAAUUGAAAAUGUACAAAAAAUUGCAUGUUCGAAAUUCUAUUUCUUUUCAUUGGCACAUGAUGGAUCAUCGUAUUAUGUAUGGGGCGAAACCAAAUCUGGCAUAUGGUCAUCACCUAGAAAAUUGAAUGGUCGACCAAAAUCAUUUUCAGCUUCAUCAGCAAUGAUACUAGAAUCGCCAAUAACAUUUGGACUGACAUCAAGAAUAAAAAUAUUCGAAUUUCAUGAAUCAAUAUCAACCAAAUCAAUCAUUCGACUAUUUAAUAAUCCUGAUAAUUAUGAUGUCAAAUUCGUAAUCGGCGAUAGACGUAUAUUGGCAUGUAAAUGUUAUCUUAAAUCAGUAUCCGAUUAUUAUUGUUUAAUGUUUUCUGGUGCUUGGAAAGAAAAAGUUGAAGUAGAAAUUCGUGAUUAUUCCUAUGAAACAUAUUAUGCAUAUCUACGUAUGUUACACUAUGACUGCAUUGGAAUCAAUCAAAAUAUGAUCUCUCAACUCAUCGAUUUGGCCACUUGUUAUAUUGAUAAAAGGUUGAUGAAACAUUGUAAAACAUUCAUACGGGAUGAUCUUAAUGAACAAACUAUGCCAACAUAUCUUCAAUUAAUUAGCAAAUACGAAAUUAAGGAAUUGUACGAUAAACUAAGUCAUAUUACAAUCGAACAAGUGUUACCGAAAGUUACCGACAGUAUUCUGCAAAACAAUGAAAAUUCUAUUGAAUUUCUCAAUUGGUUUUACAAUCAACGACGACCAUUCAUAUCAAAAUAAUUCAUCUUUUUUUUUAUUCCAUGAAACUAAAAAUUUACUUUUUUUACUUU
Dermatophagoides farinae (American house dust mite) is the source of this 1873-nucleotide messenger RNA. Its product is annotated as RCC1 and BTB domain-containing protein 1-like. Gene Ontology annotation, cellular component: cytoplasm. Gene Ontology annotation, molecular function: protein binding. The record is from RefSeq and is a predicted model, not a curated record. NCBI's taxonomy places the organism in Eukaryota, Metazoa, Arthropoda, Arachnida, Sarcoptiformes, Pyroglyphidae.